Hyaloscypha bicolor E is the source of this 528-nucleotide messenger RNA. RefSeq lists its product as uncharacterized. The record is from RefSeq and is a predicted model, not a curated record. The transcript has 2 exons. Bases 1 to 528 code for a protein of 175 amino acids. Lineage: Eukaryota; Fungi; Ascomycota; Leotiomycetes; Helotiales; Hyaloscyphaceae.
AUGUGCCUUGUCGAACCUAUCGCCUGCAAGAUUCAUGGCGCAAGAAUUUGCGCCCACACUCUCUGCGAAAAUAUAAGAGACCCUCUCGGCUGCACCGACGCAAUCUUUAACCGCGACAUUGCAGCUAAGAACUCCGAAUUCAAUAUUAUCCAGCGCGCUGCUCAAGAGGUCAUGUCUCUGGUCCCGGCGGUCUUGGAUCUGCGCGAGCGAGCAUCAACGGCAUGUGAAUCUUUGCUGCAGAUACUGUCUCAAGGGAAGGAGUCCCAGCUGGCACAGACGCUAGCACGAGAGGGGCUGUUCAAGAUGCUUCGAAGCUUGGAAUUUGUCCACAACGAGCAGGAGGUGAUAUUGCAGAAUUACGCCAUGAUGCUGGAGGGGCUGAGGUUGGUGCUGCAGAAGCUCAGAUUGAAGCGCCAAAGGGUUAUCACAAUGUUGAGGAUCCUUGUGCAAAGAGCACUCGCUGCUAGCACUAGACAAGGGCGGUCUGUUGCUUGCAGAUGCAAGGCCCACAAGCUAAGGAAGCUUUAA